Molecule: messenger RNA, 1683 nt
Organism: Xiphophorus hellerii (green swordtail)
Lineage: Eukaryota; Metazoa; Chordata; Actinopteri; Cyprinodontiformes; Poeciliidae
Gene: dnaaf6
Product: dynein axonemal assembly factor 6
Exons: 6
Coding region: 888-1445 (185 amino acids)
Biological process (GO): axonemal dynein complex assembly; flagellated sperm motility
Cellular component (GO): cytoplasm
Molecular function (GO): protein-folding chaperone binding; dynein intermediate chain binding
Source: RefSeq, a predicted model, not a curated record
CAACAUGAUUCCUGAGGGCCAUAUGCACUGGCUACGGAAACCGCCGAGGGACAAGACUGACUGGCGCCGCAUCUAUAAUUUUUUUUCCAAACAGAAAAACCCGCCAAAAAUGUGAUAAUGCCGUUAUAAACAUAUUUAUAUAUAUUCUAUAUGCUCAGACAUUCUCCCUCCCACGCAAUUAGUUAAUUUAAUUAAAUGUAUGGAUUAAUUCAAAUUAUAUUGAAAGGGACACUGCUAAUUAUGUGAAUAUGACCAAAUUAACAAAACAUCAAAAUAUUUGAAUAAAAACGGGAUAAAUGUUACCUGUUAUCAGUGAAUAUAUAAUCUAUAUCAAAGUUACAUGGGUGUAAACCACUAAUAAAUAAAAUAACCUUUAAAAGAAGAGCAGUAGUGUUCUUUUGAUAUUAAAUGUAACAUCAAGCUGGUUCAUGUGGUACCACUAAAAUAUGAGAUUAAAGAAACUAUACAUGUCCACUGCUUUAAUAUGUAUGUUUAGUUACUAAUAUGUAACUAUUUAUGUUUUAGAACGGUGAUUAAAUUAAGCAUAAAUAUUUAAGGUACAUAUCCUUAAAACUCAAGAUUUUAUACAUAUUCUUUUAAAAUAGGACUUUUACUUGGCUAAUUUUACUCAGGCAUUUUUUAUUUACUUUUCAGGUCAACGUCUCUAGUUACCAUGGCAGCCAGUCUCCAUGGAGACAGAAAAACGACAACACCAAAGGUUCGAACUCUAGUAAGCAUGCUAAUCAGCUGUUUUUUUCGCUUCUUAAGGCUAAGUAAUUUUAUCAUUCGUUUUUAAGCAACAGUAGUUAGCUCAAAACCGAAGUACAAGCAUAUUAUAUGCAUUAGCUGCAGUUUUAAGGCAGGUUUUUCUUCUUUUCUUAUUUGUUAUGGAAUUUCUCGGAGUGUCAUCUUACCAAAACUUGCAGGCUUUGUCUGCACUGUUAUCAACUCAGCAGGAGGAAGAUGAGGAUGAAGACUGUAAACAAAAUGCAACAGCCUAUAGACAGCUUGGUCCUGGACAUAUUGGGCCCCCUCCUAAAAAAGAAAAAGAAGUGUCUACUGCCUACACAAAAAGAACCAGUAAAGAUAUCUGGAGUGAGGAGGAGGUGGCUGAAGGCUCUCAGUAUGAUGAUCUGGCUGACCCGAGACCACAACCUGAGUAUGAAAUAAUCCUGAAGCAGAGUGUUGGAACAGAGGAUUUGUUCCUGGGCUUAAGCCAGAAGGACCCAUCUUCAAUGUGCUGUGAAGCCAUGCUGGUUAAAAUAAAGCUACCCGACACAAAGGCAAAAGAUGUCUUCUUGGAUUUAAAGGAGAAGUACCUGGAUCUGCGGACUCCAAAGUAUAAACUGGGUCUCCAUCUGCCCCAUCCCAUCCAGAAUCAAGAGGGCAAGGCUCAGUUCUUUAGCGACAGGCAGGAACUGGAGGUGACUCUACUGAUGAAGUGACCCACGGACUUCAUCAACAGAAAGAAGGAUAAAGGAAUUAUUUUAGCUUUAAAAAAGAAGCAAACAUCUUGGUGGGAAAGUUAGGAUUGCACACACAGGCUUGUUUAGUGCCUGAAAACAAUGACGGAAGUAAAUCCCAUUUAUUUCUGUAAAUUUUAAUUAAAUCUGGGCUCUUUUCCAUAUGCAGUCUCUGACUCCAUAAGAAAAAGUUAUAAUAAAUGUUUUCUGUGCUUCAGUA